AUGAGGAGCGAUGAAGCUGUCAAGAUUUACGAAGACAAUCAAGGUUCCAUCGCUUUGGCCAAAAAUCCCGAAUUUCACAAGCGCACAAAACACAUUGACAUUCGGUAUCACUUUGUAAGCGAAAAAGUGGCUGAAGGAACAUUGGUGUUGGAAUACUGCUCGACCAAGGACAUGAAGGCCGACCUGAUGACGAAGCCAAUUCCUGCAGUACAGUUUCAACAUCUACGGAACAUGCUGGGUGUCAAGGUGCUAACUUCUGCCGAGGCGAGUGGGAGUGUUGUCACAAAUGCGCCUCGGCAUGCGUAUUCGCACAAGAACCUGUAG
This is a messenger RNA of Peronospora matthiolae, 324 nucleotides long. The record is from the annotation of a GenBank genome assembly. Lineage: Eukaryota; Oomycota; Peronosporomycetes; Peronosporales; Peronosporaceae.